Molecule: messenger RNA, 3064 nt
Organism: Anastrepha obliqua
Lineage: Eukaryota; Metazoa; Arthropoda; Insecta; Diptera; Tephritidae
Gene: Oamb
Product: octopamine receptor Oamb
Exons: 5
Coding region: 418-2289 (623 amino acids)
Biological process (GO): adenylate cyclase-activating adrenergic receptor signaling pathway
Cellular component (GO): membrane
Molecular function (GO): G protein-coupled amine receptor activity
Source: RefSeq, a predicted model, not a curated record
UGAGACAAAAAUAUUCUUCGCAAAUAAGGACUCGAAGUAAUUUGAAAUUUCAAACAUAAUAAAUAAAUACACAGAAUGCCGCGGCAACAUUUUCGCCUAAAAUCAUGCAACACGCAAAGGCCAUAUGCAUUUAAAAUAAAGCAUAACGUAUGCGAAUAGCCAAUUUCAACAAGCUUCUAUCAUAGAUAAAUAAAAAGUUGUGUAAACGGUGGUUUAAUUUUGUGAUGAAUGUGCUUUCAUAUGACUACUUCGAAUAGUUUAAGGUGACUGCUGAUGAAUCAACAAGAUGGAAGAAAAUGUUUGUUACAUUAAUAGAAUUCGAAUUAAUUCUUCCUUUAAUGAGCAUGAGCAACAACGGCUACUUUUGGUGUUGAAAUCAUAAGUAAAUUCAUCAUCAAAAAAUAUAAAAAUCCCGUCAUGAACGAAACAGAGUGUGAUAAUUUGGUAACAUCAUUAAAAUGGACUGAUCCAGCAAACGUUAUCUCGUUAGCCAUUCUUUUAUUUAUUAUUUUAUUGGUGAUAUCUGGAAAUUCUCUAGUUAUAGCCGCUGUAUUUUGUUCAAAUAAAUUACGUAGUGUUACGAAUUAUUUAAUAGUAAAUUUAGCUGUUGCAGAUCUGUUAGUGGGUUUGGCUGUUCUGCCAUUUUCAGCAACGUGGGAAGUAUUUAAGGUAUGGAUAUUUGGCGAUGUGUGGUGUAGCAUAUGGCUUGCCGUUGAUGUGUGGAUGUGCACAGCAUCGAUAUUGAACUUGUGUGCAAUCUCUUUGGAUAGAUAUGUCGCUGUUACGCGCCCUGUUGCUUAUCCAAGUAUAAUGUCGACAAAGCGCGCCAAAUCUCUUAUUGCUGGAAUUUGGGUGCUAUCAUUUGUUAUCUGUUUUCCGCCACUAGUUGGCUGGAAGGAUCAUAAGCCAACAAUUCAGCCAAUCUACAGGCGGGGAAAUUAUACGCUUUUCUAUUCCACAACUUCAGCAUCGAUGGAACACAAAUUGGAUUUUGGACAUGUGCAACACCCACAACCAUAUCAGACUAACCAGUCACUUUUCUUAACGGGUAUAACACCAGCAAUAGCGAUGGCAGUAACGGACGGCUUCAAUUAUCCUGAUGCCGCCUAUGUAUCUCUGGAAAGUGGGGAAUUCAUUGAUAGAACAGAACCUGCAAAACUUUUCUAUGGAAAGUCAUUGUGUUCCACGAAGUGUGAAUUGACCAAUGAUCGCGGUUAUGUAGUUUAUUCGGCACUGGGAUCCUUCUAUAUUCCAAUGCUUGUGAUGCUCUUUUUUUAUUGGCGCAUAUACAGGGCGGCUGUGAGAACGACCCGGGCUAUUAAACAAGGAUUUAAGACCACUAAAGGAUCGAAAGGCAUCCGUUCUCGCUUUGAUGAACAACGCCUUACACUGAGAAUUCACCGUGGUCGCGGGUCGAACCAGCAGGAUUCAACGCACAGUAAUGGCAGCACACAGAGCACCACCACCACACUAGGCACUCCAUCACCGGAACGCCUUUCAAAAUAUACCACUCGUCGGCCGUUCCAUCAUGACAAAAUUAAGAUAUCUGUUUCGUAUGCGUCCAGUGAAAACAUCAAUGAGCUGCCUAGUGGCGAUUUGGCCGGUUUACGUGAGAAUCGACCUUCCAGCAGUGCCAGUAUGCUUUACGCGGUACACUAUAACUCAGCCAAAGGCAGCGAUGACACCGAAACAAAACUCUAUCAGCAACAGCAAUGUAACAAUUGUUAUCUACAAGUUGGCAAAAGUAUGCCAGAGAUUGAGCGUCGCGAAUCGAACAUCAGUGAUAUAAGUCAUCACUAUGGGACAUCAACCGGGCAACAACAGCAACAACAUCGGAAUAAGAAGAUCGGACGCCGAAGCCUCAAAACACAAGUGAAGCGCUUUCGAAUGGAAACAAAAGCGGCAAAAACUCUCGCCAUCAUUGUAGGUCUCUUUAUUUUUUGCUGGCUCCCAUUUUUCUCAAUCUACGUUAUUCGAGCCUUUUGUCAGGAUUGCAUUGAUCCCUUUAUCUUUUCCAUACUUUUUUGGCUCGGUUACUGCAAUUCCGCCGUCAAUCCAAUGAUUUAUGCACUCUUUUCGAAGGAUUUUCGCUUCGCUUUUAAACUGAUUAUUUGUCAUUGUUCUUGUUCUCAAGAAAGAAUUUCGCUGAAAAGUUCUCGACGGGGUAGCGACAUUUCAGCCGGGCGUAUUCGUGACCGCAGACCCAGCAUUACUCCAAGCGUAGCGGCACAUUCAUUAGGCGACGAGAGCGAAAUGCAUCUCUCUGAACUGAGUAGCGAUCACAGGUGACGAUCGUUUGGACGCAGUUCAAGCUCUCUGAAUAGUUUGGGAUUUCGCAAGACCAGUUUGAAUGACUCGGUGUAUGAGAUAUGCUAUCCGCUGGUGGUGAAAUCUUCAGUGAGCUCCUAUGCAGAUAAUUGUAUAAAGAGUACGAGUCCUGUGGUUUGUGGAAGUGGGAGGGUGCUAUGUACGCAAUUGUAGCGGAUACUAUUGGUUGUGUUGUUAUGCUUUUUGUUGUCUCGAUAACAACACAAGAAUCUAUAAACUCUUUUGAUAUUAUUUUUAACAUUAAAAUAAUUUUUUAGAACAGUGAAAGAAACGUAAAAGAGGGACUAUUGGUUUUCUUUCUUGCGAUUUGGUAUUUUGAAUGUCAAAGUGACUGACUCUUUAUUCGUUUGUUUACAUUCUGACUGAAAUUUUAACUUUAAAAAUACCAAAUUGCAAAAACCCAAUAUAUGUAAUUGUUAUUGUCGCUCUAGUUCCACCAUCUUGUACAGAUUCGCCUUGGAAAGAAUCUUGUUGUCACGAAAAAUAUUUACAUAAGCUUUUAUUGAGUAAGUACAAAUAUAAGUAAGUAAUAAAACGCAAACAAAACGCUUCAAAUACAUACACAAGUAUAACUAUAUCCUUUUAUAAAAUAAAACGAGUUAAUUGAUUCAAAAAUAAAUAUAAAUAAAUGUUUGGCACGUUUAACAUUAAUAGAAGCAUGUCUCUAAUUGAAGAUGUGCUUGUGUUUUUUUCCGCAGCAAUGGUGAUUUGUACAAUAUGAAAAAUUUUUCUUUGU